Messenger RNA from Anopheles arabiensis, 837 nucleotides. RefSeq lists its product as uncharacterized. The record is from RefSeq and is a predicted model, not a curated record. The transcript is spliced from 2 exons. The coding region runs from base 199 to 837 and encodes 212 amino acids. NCBI's taxonomy places the organism in Eukaryota, Metazoa, Arthropoda, Insecta, Diptera, Culicidae.
AGUGAAAGUUAACACACGAAGUCUAGAAUUUGGUUCCGAUGUGCUCCAGAUACGUUCACGAAUCUGUGCCCAAUUUAGACAAUUAGCACCAGUAAGACAAUAAACCUAUUUUGGAGACGGCUCUCUGCACAAGAAGACACCGUUCGUGCCGUUAGUCUCACAUUUUCGGCCAUUCCAAGAGCAUCAGUGUCCACAAUCAUGAGUCUCUUACGGUUACGUUUGAAACCACUGUACGCCAUCGGCCUUUCGAUUCUGCUGCUGUCGUCCGGCCUGAUCGUCGACGCAUCCGAAGCGCCCCAGUGUCCAGCGAGUCGUAUCCUUUCCCAGCGCUCCAAACGCUGGAUACUGAGCUAUCCCAUCAACGGCGGUGUGGCGAAGAUGGUGUUCGGCUUUCUCGCUCCGAUCCGCUUUCACCAUCCGUUGCCGCGCAGCUUGAACCUGUCGCUGAACGUACAGGCCAACUAUCGCAUCCUGCCCGCCAUUAUCUUUCCCCGGCCGGAAUCGAUCUUUAAGAACCGUGCCAAUAGUGAGUACACGGACACGAGCCGGAAGCAGUUCUACGAGCUGGUGGAGCGCAUGCUGACCGGCUGGAACCGUAACGGACGCUCCUGCUUGCUGCGCACGAUCUGUGAGGUGGCAGAAACGCCACUACACCAUAAUGGGCUUGUUGGCGAGCUGUUUGAAGUUGUGUUCACACCACACGAGACCGAUCAGCUGGGCAGCGAGUACACGUUGGCCCGCCAGUAUGGAGCGAAUGGUGUGGACUGCCGGAGGAUGUAUGCCGAGUGUCCGCUAGGGCAUGGGUUGCUAGAUACUAUUAGUGCGAUCAAUAUGUGA